GGAAUAGAGAAAGAAAGAGCAGCUGAGCAAGCAAAGGCAUAAAACUCCCUCGGUAUAUAAUACGACCGGGGUUUCCUGCUGAACAAGUUAAUUCGUAUUCAGCAGAAAAAAGAUAUAUAAUAUUCAAAAAAAAAAAAAAAGAGAUUCAAAGAAAGAAAUUAAAGAUUUGGAAUGGAUGUGAUAAAGACGCAGCAAAUCUCAGCGAGACCGAUCGAGAAGGUGAUCGUUCACCCGCUGGUUCUGCUCAGCAUCGUCGACAACUACAACAGGGUCGCCAAGGACACUCGAAAGCGAGUCGUUGGGGUUUUGCUUGGUACCUCUUUCAAAGGCACCGUUGAUGUAACCAACAGCUAUGCCGUUCCUUUUGAAGAAGAUGAAAAGGAUCCAAGCAUAUGGUUUCUGGAUCACAACUACCAUGAAGCCAUGUUUUCCAUGUUCAAGAGAAUAAAUGCCAAGGAGCAUGUUGUGGGGUGGUAUAGCACUGGUCCAAAAUUGCGGGAAAACGAUCUGGACAUUCAUGGAUUAUUUAAUGACUAUGUUCCUAAUCCCGUUUUGGUCAUAAUUGAUGUCCAACCUAAGGAGCUGGGAAUACCCACAAAAGCUUAUUAUGCUGUUGAAGAGGUUAAAGAGAAUGCCACCCAGAAAAGCCAGAAGGUGUUUGUGCAUGUGCCGUCAGAAAUUGCUGCCCAUGAAGUUGAGGAAAUUGGAGUGGAACACUUGCUUAGAGAUGUGAAGGAUACAACUAUUAGCACCCUUGCAACUGAGGUUACUGGGAAACUAACAGCAUUAAAGGGUUUGGAUGCAAGACUUAGGGAAAUUAGGGGUUACCUUGACCUUGUUAUUGAUGAAAAACUCCCAUUAAACCAUGAGAUUUUGUACCACUUACAGGAUGUGUUCAAUCUACUUCCAAAUCUUAAUGUUGCAGACUUGAUUAAGGGUUUUGCAGUGAAAACAAAUGAUAUGAUGUUGGUUAUUUAUCUUUCCUCCCUCAUUCGAAGUGUAAUUGCUCUCCACAACUUGAUUAACAACAAGAUUCUCAACAAGGAGCAUGAGAAAGCUGAAGAUUCAAAACCUGUUGCUGUACCAGCUGCAGCCGGAAGCUAAAGAAGUUAGGAUUGGACCAAGUUUUUUACUGAUGUGUUCUUUUAGUACUUUUAUGUAUCUUAUAGUAAGAAUUGGAUUCACGCCCAUAGCAUCGGCUAAUUCAAUAUUUUGAUCUCCUUCCUGGACAAGUCUCAGUAUCUCUUUCAAUUUAUGACAUCCAAGUUGCUAAGUCGGCAACAGAAUCUAUCAUUUAUUCUUUGAAUACUUCUAAUGCUUUUCUUACCA
Ziziphus jujuba (common jujube) is the source of this 1329-nucleotide messenger RNA. Its product is annotated as 26S proteasome non-ATPase regulatory subunit 7 homolog A. Gene Ontology annotation, cellular component: proteasome complex; proteasome regulatory particle. Gene Ontology annotation, biological process: proteasome-mediated ubiquitin-dependent protein catabolic process. Gene Ontology annotation, molecular function: metallopeptidase activity; protein binding. The record is from RefSeq and is a predicted model, not a curated record. The transcript is spliced from 10 exons. Lineage: Eukaryota; Viridiplantae; Streptophyta; Magnoliopsida; Rosales; Rhamnaceae. The coding region runs from base 172 to 1104 and encodes 310 amino acids.